UCCCACCAAAUCUUUAUUCAAGGCCGCCAACAGAAGCCACAAGUGUGAAGAAAUUCUUACUUGCCUUUUGACUCGGACCUGCUGGGAAGGAGACGCGCUAGUUCGGGGGAUUAAAUCUAACACCAUGAAGAGCCAACAGGAACUGCUUGCACAAACUAUGUUAGAGAGGCUCUACACGCGGCUUCAGCAUAUUGUCAGCCAGCAGCCACUUCACCUGGAUUACCUUGAGUUUGUGUGUUACCAGGAGGCCGUUCUUUUUAGCGCUGUCUCUGACCAGAUUCUCAUCCCAAAACCCAUAUUAGAUGCACUCACAGAGCUGCACGACUUGGUUGUUGAAGAAAGAGAAAAUCAGGACCCCAUAGAAUUUGUGCAGGUUUGUCCUGGAGCGUCUGGGCGUCCAAGAUUCAACAUUUCUCCAGAUUAUCUCUUAUACCUCAUCGACCAAGGUCUUCCCGUGCUGUGUAUUGCUAACUUGAUGGGAGUGUCCACUCGCACCAUCUUCAGAAGAAUGAAAGAGUUUGGCUUUUCUGUCAGAGCACUCUAUAGCACCUGUUCAAACACACAGUUGGACCAUUUGGUAACUGAAAUCAAAAAAGACAUGCCUCAUGGCGGGUGCCGCUUGGUUAGAGAAAGCUUGCAGGCCAGAGGGUUCAGAGUGCAGUGGAAGAGGGUGCGGGCCUCCAUGCACCGUGUGGACACCAUUGGCUUCCUUUCUCACUUGAAUCAGCUGGGGUGUGUUGUGCGUCGCACCCACUCGGUUCCUGGUCCCAAAGCUCUGGUCCAAGUGGACACCAAUCGCAAGCUAAUACGCUGUAUAUGA
Messenger RNA from Mugil cephalus (flathead mullet), 820 nucleotides. RefSeq lists its product as uncharacterized. The transcript is spliced from 3 exons. NCBI's taxonomy places the organism in Eukaryota, Metazoa, Chordata, Actinopteri, Mugiliformes, Mugilidae. The record is from RefSeq and is a predicted model, not a curated record. The coding region runs from base 125 to 820 and encodes 231 amino acids.